UAUAUUUUCAGAAAUAUAAUUUCCGUUACAUGAUUUUCUGACACAGGCGAGUGUCCUAGAUUCGGUUCCCUUCCCAGUUACAGGUGUUCUUGACUUUUGGGGUAUUGGAAUUUUGAGUGAGAUAGAUGUGAAUCGAAAAGUGAGUGUGCAAGAGCAUGAGUAGCUGGUGCGGUUUGAGGCCUGCUUCCUUCAAUAUGGAAACUGAGUUGACUAUUAGAGGAAGGGCUUUCGGUGGCAUUUUUGGUUCCUCGGUUAAGCCUAGAUCACUCAGGCUUCAACCUCCUGAUGAUGAUGUUGAGGAUCUUGUUCCCACAAAUAUUCCAGGCAAACCUUCUGGAACUGUUCUGCCCUAUGUUGGUGUUGCUUGCCUUGGAGCCAUGUUAUUUGGUUAUCAUCUUGGGGUGGUAAAUGGUGCUCUUGAGUACCUUGCGAAGGAUCUUGGAAUCACCCAUAAUACUGUUCUACAAGGUUGGAUUGUUAGUGCACUGCUUGCUGGUGCUACUGUUGGUUCAUUUACCGGUGGAGCAUUGGCUGACAAAUUUGGCAGAACUAGGACUUUUCAGUUGGAUUCAAUCCCUCUAACAAUUGGAGGAUUCCUCUGUGCUACUGCUCAGAGUGUUGAGACAAUGAUUGCUGGCCGCUUGUUGGCUGGUAUAGGAAUUGGUGUAGCAUCUGCAAUUGUACCACUUUACAUAUCUGAGAUUUCUCCAACUGAAAUUCGUGGUGCACUUGGAUCUGUUAAUCAACUUUUUAUAUGUAUCGGGAUUCUUGCAGCACUACUGGCUGGUUUGCCUUUGGUGGGAAAUCCCAUAUGGUGGCGGACAAUGUUUGGAAUUACAAUAGUCCCAUCUAUUCUGUUGGCGCUUGGAAUGACUAUCUCUCCAGAAAGUCCUAGGUGGCUUUUUCAGCAAGGAAAAACAUCUGAAGCUGAAAAGGCUGUUAAAACACUUUAUGGAAAAGAAAGAGUUGCUUUGGUUAUGCAUGACUUGGCAGCAGCAAGUCAAGGUUCUUCUGAACCUGAAGCAGGAUGGUUUGAUCUGUUUAGUAGUCGAUAUAGGAAAGUUGUUAGUGUAGGGGCAGCACUUUUUUUAUUGCAGCAGUUGGCUGGAAUAAAUGCUGUGGUCUAUUAUUCAACUUCUGUUUUCCGCAGUGCUGGAAUUGCUUCUGAUGUUGCAGCAAGUGCACUGGUUGGUGCAUCAAAUGUUUUUGGCACAAUUGUUGCUUCGUCCUUGAUGGACAAACAAGGGAGGAAAAGCCUCCUUAUCACAAGCUUUAGUGGGAUGGCUGCUUCAAUGUUGCUUCUUUCUGUGUCUUUUACUUGGAAGGCCCUUGCACCAUACUCUGGCACCCUUGCAGUCCUUGGGACUGUCCUCUAUGUCUUGUCCUUCUCUCUUGGUGCUGGUCCUGUCCCUGCUCUUCUUCUCCCAGAGAUAUUUGCAUCUAGAAUCAGAGCAAAAGCAAUUUCUUUGUCAUUAGGCACGCACUGGAUAUCCAACUUUGUCAUUGGACUCUAUUUCCUGAGUGUGGUAAACAUGUUUGGCAUCAGUACUGUGUACUUGGGUUUCUCAACUGUGUGUCUUCUUGCUGUCAUGUACAUAGCUGGUAAUGUUGUGGAAACAAAAGGUCGCUCACUGGAAGAAAUAGAAUGUGCACUUAGUCCUGCAACUUAAAACACUUCACAAUUGCAUGGCUUCUUAAUUCUAAUGUUGCUCUUAGAAUGAAUGUAAAUGAGAAAGGAUUUAUGUAUUUAUAUUUUUAGAAAAAAUUAAACUACAGUUUUAUUCAAAAUUUGGUGAAACUAUAGAGAAUUUAAUAAUUUAACAUAUAAGCGUAAUUCCUGCACUAUUUGUAUACUUGUUUAGUUGACUACACGGAAUAAAUAUAAGCUUGGAUGACAAUAUUCCUCACUUUUUAAAAAUGUUCUU
Molecule: messenger RNA, 1925 nt
Organism: Cajanus cajan (pigeon pea)
Lineage: Eukaryota; Viridiplantae; Streptophyta; Magnoliopsida; Fabales; Fabaceae
Gene: PGLCT
Product: plastidic GLC translocator
Biological process (GO): transmembrane transport; carbohydrate transport
Cellular component (GO): membrane
Molecular function (GO): carbohydrate:proton symporter activity
Source: RefSeq, a predicted model, not a curated record